This is a messenger RNA of Lucilia cuprina (Australian sheep blowfly), 2588 nucleotides long. Its product is annotated as protein son of sevenless-like. Gene Ontology annotation, cellular component: nucleosome; cytoplasm. NCBI's taxonomy places the organism in Eukaryota, Metazoa, Arthropoda, Insecta, Diptera, Calliphoridae. The record is from RefSeq and is a predicted model, not a curated record. Gene Ontology annotation, molecular function: protein heterodimerization activity; structural constituent of chromatin; guanyl-nucleotide exchange factor activity.
UUAUGAAAAUUAAAACAUAUAUUGAGCGAAGUAGUAAAAUUAUAUGGGGAACAAGAAGCAGAGAAAAGAAUAUAUAAAUUGUGUAUCCCCUUUGAUAAAUACUUUACUGGCUACAAUAACUGCGGUCAUUAAUACAAUCGUCGGUAAAUUUGAUCUGUACAUUUUUGUGUGCUUGUGUUUUUGCAAAUUUCGGUUUAAACAACAAUUAGUAGUUUUAAUAUAAUAAAAAUAUACAUUUAAUAGUUAACUUAUAAAGUACGACCGAUCAAUUCCAUUAUUAUGGUGAAUCUUAAUGGAAACACUGCCGUCAAGUAGUGCAUACCCCAAAGAAAACUACAAUGUUUUCCUUACAACACGGAGUCGGCGGUGGCGGAGGAAUUAAUGAUACUGAUGGAUACGAUUUCACUAAAAGUGAAAAUGCAGCUCGAUGGAGGGGUUUAUUCACACCAUCCUUAAAAAAGGUCUUAGACCAAGUACAUCCACGUCUUACAGCCAAAGAGGAAGCACUUAUGUACGUGGAGACAUUAUGUCUUCGCAUAUUAGCAAUGCUUUGUGCAAAGCCACUGCCUCAUACUGUUCAAGAUGUUGAAGAGAAAGUAAGAAAAUAUUUUCCUUCUCCAAUUGACUGUUGGGCUCUAACUGAAGCAAAAGAAACGGUUUUCAAAAAACGAAAGUCUGUCUUACCAACAGAACGAGUACAUACUAUGCUACAAAAGGAUGUUCUGCAAUACAAAAUUGAUAGUUCGGUAUCAGUUUUUCUGGUAGCUGUUUUAGAGUAUAUUUCAGCCGACAUAUUAAAAUUAGCCGGGAAUUAUGUAAGAAAAAUUAAACACUGUGAAGUUUCAAAGGAGGACAUUGAGGUAGCAAUGUGUGCCGAUAAGGUAUUAAUGGAUAUGUUCUAUCAAACGGAUAUAAAGGCAAAUGUAAUGUCUAGCCCCUUACCAACGCUGCCGGCCCAGCGCACUAGCACAACUUACGAAGAAGUUGUCAAAGAUUUAAUUAAUGACGAAAAACAGUAUCAACGUGAUUUACAUAUGAUCAUUCGUGUAUUUCGAGAAGAACUUGCAAAAAUUGUCCGAAGUCCAAAAGAACUUGAUCCUAUAUUUUCCAAUAUUAUGGAUAUUUAUGAGGUCACUGUAACAUUAUUAGGUUCGCUGGAAGACGUUAUUGAAAUGUCACAAGAGCAAAGUGCUCCGUGUGUUGGAAGUUGUUUUGAAGAACUAGCGGAAGCCGAAGAAUUCGAUGUAUACACAAAAUAUGCACAAGAAGUAACUUCACAAGGAUCGAAAGAUGCACUAACGGCGUUAUUGGCAAAACCAAAUGCAAUGUCUUUAAUGUCGGCUGGUCGUGGUUUUCGUGAAGCUGUAAAAUAUUAUUUGCCCAAAUUAUUAUUAGUGCCAAUAUGGCAUGCGUUUGUAUACUUUGAUUAUAUUAAAAUUUUAAUGAAGUAUAGUCCUUCGCAAGAUGAUAUCGAGAGUUUUGAGCAAGUGCAGGGUUUGCUUCGUCCUCUUAGAUGUAAUCUUGAGAAUAUAGUAGCGUUGCCUAAGGAGUCAUACGUUGCUAUGAGUAGUAGAGCUCGCCGCCAAUUAGCUAUAGAACGCACAAGAGAACUUCAAAAUACAGUGGAACACUGGGAUAAGGAUGUCGGUCAAAAUUGUAAUGAAUUUAUUCGAGAGGAUGUUUUGGGAAAACUCGGAUCUGGCAAAAGAGUAGCUGAACGAAAAGUUUAUCUUUUUGAUGGAUUAAUGCUACUCUGUAAGCCAAAUAUGAAACGUCAAGCUAAUUCUGCAAAUACACAAGUUUUUGAAUAUCGACUUAAAGAAAAAUUUUUUAUGAGACGUGUCGAAAUUAAUGACCGUGCUGAUACCGAUGAAUUGAAGAAUGCAUUUGAAAUAGCUCCGCGAGUACAACCACCUGUAACACUUACAGCUAAAAGUUUUCAACAUAAAAAUGACUGGAUGGCUGAUCUUAUAAUGGUUAACACAAAAUCAAUGUUAGAUAGAAUACUCGAUAGUAUUUUGUUGGAUAUUGAAAAAAAGCAUCCGUUACGAAUGCCCAGCACUGAUUUGUACAAAUUUGCUGAGCCGGAUAGCGCUGACAACAUAGUUCUAGAAGAGAGAGAAAGUGCAGGUGUACCGCUUAUAAAGGGUGCAACCUUAUGCAAACUGAUCGAACGGCUAACUUACCAUAUAUAUGCAGAUCCUAUGUUUGUUCGAACAUUUCUCACUACAUAUCGAUAUUUUUGUACGCCGCAAAAUCUGCUUUCUUUGCUAAUAGAGCGUUUCAAUAUACCCGAUCCAAGUUUAGUUUAUACAGAUCAGAACAAUAGCGAUAAGGAUCCUUUAAGCUGUGACACUGACAAAUUGCAUAAAAACUCACAACGGGAGGAUUGGAAGCGUUAUCGUAAAGAGUAUGUACAACCGGUGCAAUUUCGUGUUUUGAAUGUGUUGCGCCACUGGGUGGAUCACCACUUUUACGACUUCGAAAAGGACCCAACAUUAUUGGAGAAACUAUUACAGUUUUUGGAAAGUGUUAAUGGAAAAUCUAUGAGAAAAUGGGUUGAUUCUGUUUUAAAAAUUGUUCAAAGA